Molecule: messenger RNA, 763 nt
Organism: Tinamus guttatus (white-throated tinamou)
Lineage: Eukaryota; Metazoa; Chordata; Aves; Tinamiformes; Tinamidae
Source: RefSeq, a predicted model, not a curated record
AUGCUUCAUCCUCGGGGCGGCGGAGCCCCCGCCACGGCCGGGACGCAAAGCCCUCUGCCCUGGAGCACGGAGCUGCGCCCGCCACGGCGCCCACAACCCACCGGGCACGGGAGCGGCCUGUGCGCCCGGGGCAUCGGCGGCACCGCAGAACCACCAACCUGGCUGUCCCGGAGCGAACCGAACCGCCGCCGGACCGGGGCGUCCUGCACAGAAGGUGGCAGCGGAGCAGCAAGCGGUUAUGGAGACGGCGGCGGAGCAGCGGAGAGGGGCUUUUCCGAGAGGAGCAGCGGCUACAGGGCGUCCCAGGGCUCGGGGCUCCGCGUCCCUCGGCCUCCCGGAGCUCGGCUGAAAUAUCUUUCUGAUUUCAGGUUCUUCUGUGUGGCCGACCAAGUGAAGGUUUAUACCAAUGAGAACAAAACCAGGACCUUUAUUGGCUUGGAGGUCUCCGCAGGGCAUUUCCAGCUGCUGGAGCUGGUCUCCGAGGUGGACAGGGUUAUGGAGGAGUUUGAUCUGCCCACGUUCUACAAGGACCCAUCAUUCCAUAUCAGCUUGGCCUGGUGUGUUGGAGACCUGACUAGCAGGCUGGAAGGGCAGUGCUUGCGGGAGCUCCAGGACAUUGUGGACAAGUUUGAGGACUCGGCACACCUGCUGCGCAUUCAAUGGGAGCAAAUCCGUUGCAAGUCAGGGAACAAGUACUUCUCCUUCCCCUUGAGGUAGGACCCAGCGGGCUGUGCACUUCAGAGCCCUGAAGACCCUGCUCUUC